AUGGUGUACGUCAGAGAACACAAACUGGAGAGCAGACAACUCCUGUUUAUGAUCAUUAUAGCAGCUUGGAGGGCAGGGAGCGGCCAGCUCCACUACUCAGUCCCCGAGGAGGCCAAACACGGCACCUUCGUGGGCCGCAUCGCGCAGGACCUGGGGCUGGAGCUGACGGAGCUGGUGCCGCGCCUGUUCCGGGUGGCGUCCAAGGGCCGCGGGGACCUUCUGGAGGUAAAUCUGCAGAAUGGCAUUUUGUUUGUGAAUGGUCGGAUCGACCGGGAGGAGCUGUGCGGGCGCAGCGCGGAGUGCAGCCUGCACCUGGAGGUGAUCGUGGACAGGCCGCUGCAGGUGUUCCACGUGGAGGUGGAGGUGAAGGACAUUAACGACAACGCGCCUGUGUUCCCCGCGACACAAAAGAAUCUGUUUAUCCCCGAAUCCAGGCUGCUUGACUCUCGGCUUCCACUAGAGGGCGCGUCGGAUGCAGACAUCGGAGCCAAUGCUCUGCUGACUUACAGACUGAGCCCCAGUGAAUAUUUCUCGCUGGACGUUCCACCCAACCACGAGCAGGUAAAACCUCUAGAGCUUGUCCUGCGCAAGCCUUUAGACAGGGAAGAAGCUCCGGAGCUCUACCUAUGGCUCACGGCCACGGACGGAGGCAAACCCGAGCUGACUGGCACAGUUCAGUUCCUCAUCACAGUACUGGAUGCCAAUGACAAUGCUCCGGUUUUCGACCGGACGCUGUACACAGCGAAGCUGCCAGAAAACGUUCCCAUCGGGACUAUGGUAACUCACCUGAAUGCCUCAGAUUUAGACGAAGGUGUGAAUGGGGAGAUCACAUACUCCUUCUCCAGCAAUGUUUCUCCAGAGAUAAAAUCCAAGUUUCACAUCGACUCUGUGAGUGGGGAAAUUACAGUGAUAGGGCUUAUUGAUUUUGAGGAAAGGAAAGUGUAUAACAUCCAAGUAGAGGCAUCAGAUAGGGGCCUGCCCCCUCUGGCUGGCCACUGUACAGUUCUGGUGCAAGUUGUGGACAUUAAUGACAACGCUCCACAGUUGACUCUUACUUCCCUGGCUCUCCCUAUUUCUGAGGACACGCAGCCAGGCACAGUGGUAACUUUGAUUAACGUGUUUGACAGAGAUUCUGGCAACAAUGGGCAGGUGACCUGCUCCCUAACACCUGACACACCGUUCACGUUGGUGUCCACCUUCAAAAACUAUUAUUCUCUGAUACUGGAGAGCACUCUGGACCGGGAAACAGAGUCGACUUAUGAGUUGGUGGUGACCGCGCGUGACAGGGGCUCGCCUCCGCUGUGGGCCACCGCCAGCGUGUCGGUGGAGGUGGCCGACGUGAACGACAACGCGCCCGUGUUCGCACAGGCCGAGUACGAGGGCGCGUGCGCGCCUGGGAAGCCUGUGCUGGUGUGCUCCAGCGCGGUGGGGAGCUGGUCCUACUCUCAGCAGAGGAGGCAGAGGGUGUGCUCUGGGGAGGGCCCGCCCAAGACCGACCUCAUGGCCUUCAGUCCCAGCCUUCCUCAUGGUCCCACCUCUGCAGACAACGCAGGGAGCGGCCAGCUCCAUUACUCGGUCCGAGAGGAGGCCAAACACGGCACCUUCGUGGGCCGCAUCGCGCAGGACCUGGGGCUGGAGCUGACGGAGCUGGUGCCGCGCCUGUUCCGGGUGGCGUCCAAGGGCCGCGGGGACCUUCUGGAGAAGAAUCCUUCCCCCUUCCCCUGGGAAGCAGGCUCCAUUCUUUUUCACUCUGUAACAAACAAUGGCGAACCUAGGAGAGUGAAGCUGAGACAAGAAGAUGAUUUCUCCGAGUUUCGAGGUAAUAUACACCAGUUAAAAAAAGAUCUUGCACUUGAAAUGGUGUUCUCAGGCGGAACCAACCUAGAGAGCGUGAAUCUACUAUUUUCACUUCUGCUCUUCACAUUAUGGGAAGCCGGGAGCGGCCAGCUCCAUUACUCAGUCCCAGAGGAGGCCAAACACGGCACCUUUGUGGGUCGCAUCGCGCAGGACUUGGGGCUGGAGCUGACGGAGCUGGUGCCGCGCCUGUUCCAGUUAGAUACCAAGGGCGGCGGGGACCUUCUGGAGGUAAAUCUGCAGAAUGGCAUUUUGUUUGUGAAUGGUCGGAUCGACCGGGAGGAGCUGUGCGGGCGCAGCGCGGAGUGCAGCCUGCACCUGGAGGUGAUCGUGGACAGGCCGCUGCAGGUGUUCCACGUGGAGGUGGAGGUGAAGGACAUUAAUGACAACCCGCCUGUGUUUCCGGUAAAUGUGCAGAAGCUGUUUAUUUCAGAAUCCAGAACGCUAGACUCUCGAUUUUUGCUAGAGGGCGCAUCAGAUGCAGAUUUUGGAGCAAAUUCAGUUUUAACCUAUGUGCUUGACUCUAAUGAUUACUUCACGCUAAGUGUGAAUUCAAAGAACAAAGAAAAUAAACAAGUUGAACUCGUGUUAAGAAAAUCUUUGGACAGAGAGGAGGCUCCUGAACACAGCCUACUCCUGAUGGCCACCGAUGGAGGGAAACCCGAGCUCACUGGCUCUCUCCAACUGCUGGUCACCGUGCUGGAUGUGAAUGACAAUGCUCCCAGUUUUGAACAGUCGGAAUAUGAGGUGAGAAUUUUCGAAAACGCAGACAAUGGAACAAUGGUUAUCAGAGUGAAUGCUUCUGAUCGUGAUGAAGGAACCAAUGGGGCAAUUUCAUAUUCCGAGGGCGCGUGCGCGCCUGGGAAGCCUGUGCUGGUGUGCUCCAGCGCGGUGGGGAGUUUGACUUACUCCCAGCAGAGGAGGCAGAGGGUGUGCUCAGCAGUGGGCCCGCCCAAGACCGACCUCAUGGCCUUCAGCCCCAGCCUUCCACCCUGUCCUGGAUCUGCAGAUGGGGUGGGAGAGCCAUCUACGUUUUUGGACUCCUCUGGGAAGGGCAUUGUAAAACAUGAGCACAAGAAGAUUCAGGAAGUUGGGACUGAAUAA
Molecule: messenger RNA, 2958 nt
Organism: Dipodomys ordii (Ord's kangaroo rat)
Lineage: Eukaryota; Metazoa; Chordata; Mammalia; Rodentia; Heteromyidae
Product: protocadherin alpha-9-like
Exons: 7
Coding region: 1-2958 (985 amino acids)
Biological process (GO): homophilic cell-cell adhesion
Cellular component (GO): plasma membrane
Molecular function (GO): calcium ion binding
Source: RefSeq, a predicted model, not a curated record